Ornithorhynchus anatinus (platypus) is the source of this 936-nucleotide messenger RNA. RefSeq names its product olfactory receptor 4P4-like. Gene Ontology annotation, cellular component: membrane. NCBI's taxonomy places the organism in Eukaryota, Metazoa, Chordata, Mammalia, Monotremata, Ornithorhynchidae. The transcript has a single exon. Gene Ontology annotation, biological process: G protein-coupled receptor signaling pathway. The record is from RefSeq and is a predicted model, not a curated record. Bases 1 to 936 code for a protein of 311 amino acids. Gene Ontology annotation, molecular function: G protein-coupled receptor activity; olfactory receptor activity.
AUGGGAAAUAAGAAAAAUGUCACCGAAUUCAAUCUCUUGGGACUUUCGCAAGACCAGAACGUUCAGAUAUUUUGCUUUGUGCUGUUUUCGUUCUGCUACAUUAUCCUCUUAAUGGGAAAUCUUCUCAUUCUCAUCACCGUUGGAUGCAGCCAUCUUAUCAACCAACCUAUGUAUUAUUUACUGGCUCACUUGUCUUCCGUAGACAUGUGCUAUACUUCUACCGUUACACCCAAACUGAUCGGGGACUUACUCACUAAAAAAAAAGUCAUUACUUUCGACAACUGCAUGUUGCAACUCUUCAGCAUGCACUUCUUUACGUGCAUCGAGGUCUUCAUUCUUACGGCAAUGGCCUUUGACCGGUAUGUGGCCAUCUGCAGACCCCUACACUAUGUGGUCAUCAUGAGUAGGAAGAAAUGCAAACUCCUGAUCUUGGUUUCCUGGGUGGGUGGGGCCAUCCAUGCGUUUCCCCAGUUGUUCAUGGUUUUCCAGUUGCCCUUCUGUGGUCCCAAUGAGGUUGACCACUACUUCUGUGAUAUCUUUCCCUUGCUGAAAAUCGCUUGCGUGGAUACCUACCUUGUGGGCGUCCUGGUUGUGGCAAAUUCGGGGAUGGUGGCCUUGGUCACUUUCGUCGUCUUGUUGGUUUCCUAUGCCGUCAUAUUGUUUUCCCUAAGAACCCAUUCAGCGGAAGGGCGCCGCAAAGCCCUCUCCACCUGUGGAUCUCACAUCGCGGUGGUCUUCUUAUUCUUCACACCCUCCAUCUUCACCUACCUGCGGCCCCCCUCCAGCUACUCUGAGGAUAAGGUCUUUUCUCUCUUUUACACCAUCAUCGCGCCCAUGUUCAACCCCUUAAUUUACACGUUGAGAAACACAGAGAUGAAAAAUGCCAUGAGAAAAGUCUGGUGUAGAAAGGUGUCUUCAGAAGGGAAACUUAAUUAG